This is a messenger RNA of Apodemus sylvaticus (European woodmouse), 2268 nucleotides long. RefSeq names its product disintegrin and metalloproteinase domain-containing protein 24-like. Gene Ontology annotation, cellular component: external side of plasma membrane; plasma membrane; sperm head plasma membrane. Bases 1 to 2268 code for a protein of 755 amino acids. The record is from RefSeq and is a predicted model, not a curated record. NCBI's taxonomy places the organism in Eukaryota, Metazoa, Chordata, Mammalia, Rodentia, Muridae. The transcript has a single exon. Gene Ontology annotation, biological process: proteolysis; male gonad development. Gene Ontology annotation, molecular function: metalloendopeptidase activity.
AUGAUGGUUGUGAGUGAGGCUCUGGUUCAUGCAAGGAUCACUCUCCUUCAGGUAUGGUUGAGGAUGCUGCUCUUUUCUUCUGUAUGGUUCCUGACUCAGUGUGCUGAAUACAAAGGCCCUCCAGAGACAGUGACACCCUUGAGGAUAACUGUCUCUAGUAAAGAGAUGAGUCUUGCAGGCUGGGUGUCCUAUAGCCUGAACUUUGGAGGCCAGAGACACAUUAUCUCCAUGAAAUCCAAGAAUUUCUUGGUAUCCAGACAGCUCCCUGUGUUCACAUACAGUGACCAAGGUGUCCUCUUUGAGGACAGGCCUUUCGUUCAGAAUGACUGUUACUACAUUGGUUUUGUGGAUGGAGACCCAGAAUCCAUGGCUGCUCUUACCACCUGUUUUGGGGGAUUUCAAGGAAUUUUACAGAUAAAUGACACAGCUUAUGAAAUUAAGCCCAAGAGCCCCUCUUCCACAUUUGAACAUCUGCUUUACAAGAUAGACAGUGAGAAAACUCAAUUACACCCCAUGAGAUGUGGAUUAGCAGAUGAAGAAAUGGCAGAGCAAGUGAGAUUUGAAGAAAAUGUUAAGUCUACUCUGUCAAACAUGUAUGGGACAUGGUGGUCUCAUGGAUUUUAUAUUAAACUGGCAUUGGUUAUAGACCACAAACAAUUCAUUUAUCGACAUAGUAAUACUUCUCUUGUGAUGGAAGAUGUGUUCAACAUUAUGAAUGGAAUAAAUCUCUACUUACUUUCAGUAGAUAUUAAUGUGUCUUUACUUGGACUUACUAUCUGGACUACAGGAAAUCCCAUACCAGUGGAAAAUAUAUAUGCUCUCUUGCCAGCAUUUUGUAGAUGGAAGACAACAAACCUUAAUUCUCAGAUACCAUAUGAUAUUGCACAUCUCUUUGUGAAUUAUACUUUUAGUGACUAUUUUGGCAUAGCUUAUGUAGGAACUGUAUGCAAUAAGACAUUUGGUUGUGGAGUUGAUAGGCUUGUUGAAGAGAAUUUCCUUACUAUUGGACAUAUUGUGGCACAUGAGAUAGGUCACAAUUUGGGCAUGCCACAUGAUGGGAUACCUUGUUCUUGUGGAGGGGGACCAUGUUUGAUGUCUGCUACAAUGGAGAUGUCCAAAAAACUCAGCAACUGUAGUUAUGAAAUCUUGUGGACAAAUGCAGCCAAAAUACCCUGCAUACACAAGGAGCCCAACCCUUCAGAUCUCCUCCCAAUGAAGGUCUGUGGGAAUGGUGUAGUAGAAGAAGGCGAGCAGUGUGACUGUGGGUCUUCUGAAAACUGUAGACGUAAUCGCUGUUGUAUGCCUAGCUGUACCCUGAAGUCUGGAGCUAAAUGUGAUAGUGGACUGUGUUGUAACCGCAGAUGCCAAAUCCAGCCACCUGGCACUUUGUGUAGAUCUCAGGAGAAUGAAUGUGACCUUCCAGAAUGGUGCAAUGGGACUUCACACGAGUGCCCUGAAGAUGUGUUUGUACAGGCUGGGACAGCUUGCCAUGGUAAUGGCUACUGCUUUGAAAAGAGAUGUAACAGUCACGAUGAUCACUGCAAGAGAGUUUUUGGCAAAAAUGCCAUGAAAGCAUCCGACACUUGCUACAAGGAACUCAAUACUCGUGGUGAUCGUUUUGGUAACUGUGGCCUCAUGGGCGACACGUAUGUGAGAUGUGAGACCCCAGACAUCCUCUGUGGGAGGAUUCAGUGUGACAAAGUGAACGCAAUUCCCACCCUGAAGAGUCAUCAUACUGUUCACUGGACUCAUUUCAAUAAUGUCUCCUGCUGGACCACCGACUACCAUUUGGGGAUGAAAAUCACUGACCUUGGUGACAUAAAAGAUGGCACAAACUGUGGUCCACAGCAUGUGUGCAUUGGCAGAAAGUGCGUUAAUAAGCCAAUGUGGGUAAGUGAUUGUUCACCAGGAACCUGCAGCAUGAAAGGAAUCUGCAAUAAUAAACAACACUGCCAUUGCGAUUCUGGCUGGAGCCCACCAAACUGCCAGGAUAAGGGCACUGGAGGAAGUAUUGACAGUGGUUCUCCUAGAGAGAAAACAGAGGGAGAUGAUGCAAAAAACAAGGAGGCCUCCAAUAAGUCUAGCAAUUUAACAGUUUUGCUAUUACCUAUUAUUUUAGUUUUUCUGGUUAUAGCUGCAUUUGUACUGCUUUUCAUGAAAAAAGAAGCUAAGCCACCAGAUGAGGCGAAACCCCCAGGGGAGGAAGCUAAGCCACCAGAUGAGGAAGCUAAGCCACCAAAUGAAGAGGCUAAACCCCCGGAGAACUAA